Mangifera indica (mango) is the source of this 1977-nucleotide messenger RNA. Its product is annotated as receptor-like protein 43. NCBI's taxonomy places the organism in Eukaryota, Viridiplantae, Streptophyta, Magnoliopsida, Sapindales, Anacardiaceae. The record is from RefSeq and is a predicted model, not a curated record. The coding region runs from base 1 to 1977 and encodes 658 amino acids. Gene Ontology annotation, molecular function: protein binding. The transcript has 4 exons.
AUGGAGACGAUUCGAUUACUGAUUUCUCUAGCAGCUCAAAUGAAAUGGAAAAUCUAUCAACUCGAUGUUAAGUCGGCUUUUCUAAAUGGCUAUCUUGAAGAGGAGGUAUAUGUUGAGCAACCAAUGGAUUUUCUAGUUAAAGGCCAUGAGGAUAAAGUUUUAAAAUUGAGGAGAGCAUUAUAUGGUUUAAAACAAGCACCAAAUGCUUGGAAUACUCGCAUUAACAAGUAUUUCCAAGACAAUGGAUUUGUUUGUUGCCCUCAUGAGUACUCUCUUUAUGUUAAAUCAUAUAAGAAUGAAGAUUUGUUACUUGUUUACCUUUAUGUGGAUGAUCUUAUCUUCACCGGUAAUAAUCAAAGAUUGUUUGAAGAAUUUAAGAAAGCUAUGUCACAAGAGUUUGAGAUGACGAACAUUGGACUUAUGUCAUACUAUUUGGGCUUGGAGGUGAAGCAAACACAAGGCAGAAUUUUUAUUUCACAAAAAAGCUAUGCAAGAGAAAUAUUGAAAAAAUUCAACAUGCUUGACUGCAAUCCUGUUAGCACACCUAUGGAAUGUGGAAUAAAAUUGUCAAAGUUCGAUGAAGGAUUUGGAAUGUUAAGUCGUUUCAUGGAAGCUCCUACUUUUGUCCACAUGAAAACUGCUAAAAGAAUACUUUGUUAUCUUAAAGGAACAAUUGAUUAUAGGUUAUUCUAUUCUUCAGUAGUUGAUUUCAAGCUUAUUGGAUUUUGUGAUAGUGAUUUUGUAGGAGAUGUUGAUGAUAGAAAGAACACUACUAGUUUUCUAAGGAGUUUAUUGAGGGAACUCUACUUACCACAAAAGGAAGCAACUGAAAUUUGUAUUGAUAACAAAUCUGCACAAGCAUUGGCCAAAAACCCGGUUUUCCAUGAUCAUAGCAAACAUAUUGACACAAGGAUUUUGAUAUCUGAGUCAGGAGGAUGGAAGAAUUUGGCUUAUCUGAAUCUUGCCCAAAAUUUUCUGACAUACAUAGAGCACCAUCCAUGGAGGAAUAUUGUAACUCUUAAUGUUUCAAACAACAUGCUCCAAGGAACACUUUUAGUUCCACCACCUAAAACUGAAACUUUGCUGCUUUCGAAUAAUCAAUUGACUGGGCUGAUUCCUCCAUCCAUCUGCAAUUUGAGUUCCCUUAUGUAUCUUUCCUUGUCUGACAACAAUCUGAAUGGAAGAUUUCCACACUGUUUUGGAAGCUUUGUACGUAUUGUUAGGUUGCACUUGAAGAAGAAUGAUCUUCAUGGUAGCAUUCCUGAUACAUUUGCAAAUUUAAGCUCCUUGACGAGUCUUGAUCUUAAUGGUAACAAGUUGGAAAGGCGUUUACCAAAAUCCUUGGUAAAUUGUAGUUUUCUGGAGGUUAUCAAUGUAGGAAAUAACAAGAUAAGUGAUGAAUUUCCUUACUGGUUGCAAACUCUUCCAGAGCUGAGAGUUGUUGUCUUGAGGUCUAAUAGAUUUCAUGGUCCCAUACAGUAUCCCAAAUCUUUAUUCCAUUUCUACAAUUUGCAGAUUCUAGACCUUUCUCACAAUGAAUUCAAAGGUUUUCUGCCCGCAAAAUUGUUUCAAAACUUGGGAGCUAUGAUGCAUUUUGCUAAUAAUGAAACUGAGGCCCGGUAUAUUGGAGAUGCUUAUUACAAAGAUUCUGUAGUUUUGACAAUGAAAGGGCUGGACUUUGAAAUGACCAGAAUCAUAACAAUCUUUACGUCUAUUGAUCUCUCGCACAAUAAUUUUCAGGGAGAGAUUCCAGGAAUUCUUGAAAAUUUCAAAUCACUCAUAGUCCUCAAUCUUGCUCAUAAUAGUCUAACAGGAAAAAUACUAUCUGCAUUGGCGAAUUUAAAAGCUCUUGAAUCAUUAGAUCUCUCUUCAAACAAGCUUUAUGGAAGGAUUCCUGCACAAUUGGAAAGGCUUACAUUCCUCUCAUUAUUAAAUCUUUCCCAUAAUCAACUUUCAGAACCCAUCCCUCAAGGCUAA